UUCUCAUUUUCCCGUUUCAUUAUUUUUUUUCUAUGUAGCCCUGCGACGCAUUUCAACAAUAAAUGAUUAAUGUUAUAUGUGUUUAAUAAGACAAUCGUUGAGUUAAGUUAUAAUUGAACUUCAUGUCCCAUAGUUCCGUGCUGUCUGUAGUCGCCCACUGCUACUACUUCCUCCUGCCUUGCGCAAGCUCACAUCGUUGUAGAAUGCGGAUUUCGAAGCUAAUGAGAAGAGCUAGCCAGUCAAGCUAAAAACAAGCUUCUCGUUGUUGGGCUUCAAACGGAGCUAAAUGUCUAAAACACACUCACAGCCCCCGUCAUCUUCGGCGGCCACGACUACCGGGGGACCCUCCUCGUCCUCUUCGUCCUCGCCCGCGGGGGGCUCGACAUCUCCCGCAACCGUGUUGAACGUGCAGCCCGAGAAACCUCAACAUUACACAUAUCUGAAGGAAUUCCGAACCGAGCAGUGCCCCCUGUUCGUACAGCACAAAUGCACACAACACAGGCCUUUCUCUUGUUUCCACUGGCACUUCCUGAACCAGCGGCGCCGCAGGCCCAUCCGCAGACGGGACGGGACCUUCAAUUACAGCCCAGAUGUUUACUGCACCAAAUACGACGAGGGGACGGGCACCUGUCCUGAUGGAGAUGAAUGUCCAUUUCUACAUCGGACAGCAGGUGAUACAGAGCGCAGAUAUCACCUCCGCUACUAUAAGACAGGAUCAUGUAUCCAUGAAACAGACGCAAAAGGCCACUGCAGCAAAAACGGCUCCCACUGUGCCUUCGCACACGGCUCACAUGACCUGCGCAGCCCUGUUUAUGAUAUCAGAGAAGUGCAAGUAAUGGAGUCUCAGGGAGGCUCGGGGGCCACAGACGGAGGUGGAGGAGAUGGACAGUCAGGACAGGCAGCAAGUACAGCGCUUAUAGAGAAGAUCCUGAGUGAGGAACCACGCUGGCAAGAUAACAACUACGUGCUGUCCCACUACAAGACAGAGCUCUGUAAGAAACCCCCUCGUCUGUGCCGUCAAGGGUACGCUUGUCCGUACUACCACAACAGCAAAGACAGGAGGCGCAGUCCGCACAAGCACAAAUACAGGGCGCUGCCGUGUCCGGCUGUUAAGCAGAGCGAGGAAUGGGGGGAUCCCAGUAAAUGUGAGGGAGCAGAGGGAUGUCAGUACUGCCACACAAGAACAGAGCAACAGUUCCACCCUGAGAUUUAUAAAUCCACUAAGUGUAAUGACAUGCAGCAGUGUGGCAGCUGUCCUAGAGGUCCCUUCUGUGCCUUUGCUCAUGUUGAAAAGCCCUUUGUUCCAGAGGAACCUUCAUUCCCCACACCGAGCUCCCCUCCACCCCCGAGACCUCCAGACCCUCUUCCUGCCCAGGAAGUUUCAUCAAGUCCCAGCAGGCACAAUAUGGCGCCUGGGCCUAGUUCUAGUUCUCUUUCAGACCCCUUCUCCCCAUCUGCGGGGUCAUGCAUAGCGGAGCAGGGCCUGCUGGGAAGCGUUCUGUCCCUGUGUGAGGACGUGAGUGUAGGAGCAGAGCCUCUGUCUCCCUGGGCGGGAGAAGGAGGAUACUGCCGAGCACCCGGAUUUGAAAGGGAGGAUCAGGCUAAACAAAGGAGUUUUGCUCUUGAGCAGCGCAACAGAGAAUUAGCAACAACACAAAGUAAACAGGACUUGUUAGUGUUUCUGCCCGUGGGGAGCCCUCUGAGUCUGUCCUCCAGCAUCCCCUCCAGCCUGGCCGCCACGCCACCCAGCCCUGCACCGCUCGGACACCCUGGAUCCAGCAUCUCCUCAGGCAUGAACGCUAACGCCCUGCCCUUUUACCCCACCAGUGAGACCGUAGAGUCAGUGGUCGAGUCUGCCCUGGACGAUCUCGACCUGAAUGAUUUUGGUGUGUCGGCGUUGGAGAGAAGCUUGGAGAGCAGCUCUGCUCUGCCCAGCGUAGGAGUUAUGUUAGGAGGUAGCCAGUUUCAGAGUUCAGCCCCAGUCAACAUCCCAGGAUCCUUUAGCAGCUCUGCUCCUUUUAGCUCUCCUUCACCAUCUCCACCAAUCAGACCACACGCGUCACCAUUCUUUUCUUCUCACCUGUCACAACCCGGCCAAUCAGAGAGCACUUUUUUGGGCCCAUCUCAUAGUUCUUUAGGUCUGAAUGGUAUGAGCACUAAUAUCUGGGAGCAUUUUCCAUCAGGCCAGGGUUCCCCUGGUACACCCCCCACCCUUCUGCCCUCUGGCCCCUGUGCAGAGACCUCCAGGCUCAAACAGGAGCUGGAGGAAGCCCACAGGGCACUGAAGCAGUGGGGUCACAGCUGGAGACACACAGCUCAGUCGUGGGCCGCGCUGAAAGCAGAUGCAGAGGAGUCCCGUGCACAUGCGGCACGUUCAGCCAUGGAGGCGGAGAGAGCCAGGCAGGCUGAGGAGGAGGCGCAGAGACAGGCUUCCCUCCUGCAGGAGGCGCUGGAGAGCUUAAGGAGCGGAGACAAUCCCCAUCUAGCGCUGCACCAACUCCAGCUACUACACCGACUGCCCUUAGAGUCAGUGCUCAGCUUGCAGGCUCAGCUCUGUAGCUGCUUACAUGCUGUGGAACAGGUGGUGUACAGGAAACAGAGACAGUGCUGUGUGACGUGUGGAGAGCAGGGCUCAGUGUCCUUGCCUUGCGGCCACGGACUACAGUGUGAGAGCUGCUCCACCUCCACAGAGUGCCCGCUCUGCCCCGAACAGAACCUCGAGCAGCAGCUCUCUUGACCUCACAGACCCACUUGGACCAUCACAGAUGCCGGACCAGUCAGUCCUGAUUCCACACGAUGCCAGCCUUUCGGUCUCAGCCGCCAUCCAAAAUUAUGUCGAGGUCAUUUUAUAACGUGGUAACAACACAAGCACUGAUCUGGUUUUUGUAUUUUUUAAGAUGACGUUUACUGAUGGCCGACCAGUUUGUUUAGCACAGGUUACUAAGUGAAAGAUAUUGAUGAUUGAUCAUUUUUCCAGUGUUACCCAUGGAACACCAGAACAUUUUACUAGUUAUUGCUCUUGACCAGCAACACUGUUCUCUGCCCAUUUAUGAUUUGUGGAAAUAAGACCUGCUGUUGUCUCUUGUAACAACACUAUGAAACAUUCACAUAGUUCUAAAUCAUAUUUUGAGGUUUUAAAUAUGAGCUCACCCUAAUGAAAACACAUUUCCAGAGUGUUAUCCAUCCAUCUGGAUAGGACAUCUUGUGAUAGUCCAGUAAGGAGCCUUUUCUACUAACUCUAUAUGAUAUAUAGAAUAAAGUAUACCUGUACUCAUGGAUGAGAUGUACUGUAUAUGUUGUUACCACACGGAAGUGAAUGUAAAACAACAAUUGUCUUCAGGAUACAGGAUCCGGCGCUGCUGCAAAAACGCAGUUUUUCAAUUUAUUUGAGUGGGGGUUGUCUGUUUUGGCUGCGGCAGUGUGGGGCAAAGGGGUGUCUGCCAAAAAACGCAGCAAACUGCAGCAGAGAAGUUGAGUCAGAUCAACUUUAGGAAAGAAGGCUUUGUUUAUAUCAUGUACCCAGCUUCAAAAUCUGAGUCUGACUCGCAGUUUAUGCUGUUAAACAGUGACGCGAAGAAGUUUAGUUUGGUUGGUGCACAAUGGUAUAAGAGAGAGGGGAGAGAGAAAGUGAGCACUGGUCAAAAGACAAAGUCAGUGAAUGAGAGCGAGCGAGCACCAGCAUCGCAUCCCCCCAACGGCGCACAAACCUGCGGGAAUAUGCUGGAGCACUUGAUCCUGUCCCAGUGCAACCAAGUGAUACUUGAUGGCCUGGGGGCAUCCCUCUGGUUCACUCUGCUGUGUGUUUACAUCCAAUUCAGGGUACCACGAGUAACUGUGUUAUGAUUUGUGGAAAGAUUGUAAGAGCAAAUGUAGGCUUAAAUAUCCCAAAACUUUCUAGAUGGAUGGAUGACACAGCAGGUUAGCUUCUCUUUCUUUGAAGGUUUUGAGCUGUCUGAAGUAAAUCAACAGGUCUGACUGAAAACACUUAAUGGGCAUGUUUAGUUUCAUAUGGUAUAAUAUUGCUAUAGCCAAAAGGGGGCCGCGAUAACAGUCCGAUGGUAGCGCUUGAUUAUAUUGAUUUUUCUUGUUCAACUUUGAUUUUUUUUUUUUGUUUGUUUGUUUAUUAGCAAAAGAAAUUUAAAAUUAUCAAUAACUGUUGAAUAAUAACAGAAAAUAUUUAAAAAUAUGUAGUAAUAUUUGUUUAAAUUUACAACAGAUGGCCUCUGUUAAAGCACUCAGGUUCUCUCGAAAUUCUUCUACGUAAACUGGAAGAGGAAAGCAUGUUAACACAAUCAAGGCAAAUGUACUCAGUCAACUUGUGUAGUCUUUAAAAUUACAUUUUUAAUUUUUACUUUAACGCUUUUCAUGUUAACUCAAACAUGCACAUUUCUUUGUUAAAACCGGCCCAUGUUUAAAAUCAAUGUGUGACAGAUUUCUCUGCCAAAAUUUUUACAUUUGUAGUAAUCUUUGACAUUUCAGUGUGUCAAAUGUAGUCGUAUAUAUAUAUAUAUGUAUAUAUAUGUAUGUAU
This is a messenger RNA of Larimichthys crocea (large yellow croaker), 4529 nucleotides long. It is a transcript of the gene unk, whose product is annotated as unk zinc finger. NCBI's taxonomy places the organism in Eukaryota, Metazoa, Chordata, Actinopteri, Sciaenidae. Gene Ontology annotation, biological process: cell morphogenesis involved in neuron differentiation. Bases 287 to 2737 code for a protein of 816 amino acids. The transcript has 15 exons. The record is from RefSeq and is a predicted model, not a curated record. Gene Ontology annotation, molecular function: metal ion binding; mRNA CDS binding.